GUUUAUUGAAAACGCAGAAACGCUGGAUCAUAUUGACGACGAGCACACGUCGCGCACUCAAUUACAAAUAUGUUUAGAACUCUGAUAAAAUUAAUAUUAAUAAAUUUCGCUGUAGGAGUUAUAGUGCAAGUGAAAAACGGAAAACUCAAAGGGAGAUUCGGAAAGAGUGUUAAUGGAAGGGAAUAUGCGAGUUUCCAAGGAAUACCUUACGCCGCGCCGCCAACUGGAAAAUAUAGAUUUGUGGAAGCGACCGAAAUGCCACCGUGGACUGGAGUUUGGAAUGCCGACAAGCCCCUGUCUCAAUGUUUGCAGUUUGAGCCCAUCAUGGGGUCCGUAACAGGAAGUGAGGAUUGCCUAUUUUUAAACGUUUACACACCAUCUUUAAAUAGAUCUGCGAAGUUACCAGUUUUAGUGUUCAUUCAUGGCGGUGCUUUCAUGUUUGGGACCGGGAAUAUUUAUGGUCCCCAAAGAAUUAUGGAUUGGAAUAUGGUGGUUGUUACUAUUAAUUAUAGAUUGGGACCUUUAGGAUUCUUAAGUACAGGUGACAAUGUAGUACCUGGUAAUGCUGGGUUAAAAGACCAGAACCUUGCUUUGAUCUGGGUGAAAAACAAUAUACGCUACUUCGGAGGGAAUCCUGAUAACGUUGUUCUUUUUGGGAACUCCGCCGGUUCUUCGUCUGUCCAUUAUCACCUUUUAUCCCGACGUUCACAUGACAAAUUCCACCGUGGCAUAAUGUCGAGUGGAUCAGCGCUGGCUCCAUGGGCCCAGCAGACGAAGCCAGAAAAAAAUGCCAGAACCUUAGCAGAUCUUGUGGGAUGUCCCAGCGAUAAUAACCAGGAAAUGGUCGAAUGCUUCCGCACCAGACCUGCAGAUGUCAUCGUAAGCGCCCAAGCCGAUAUGUUGGGUUGGCGAGCACAACUAUUCACUCCGUUUACUCCAGUAGUGGAACCGGAGUGUCCUCAUGCAUUUAUUGAUACACACCCCUACCUCAGUACUCUUGAAGGAUCGUUUAAAAAAGUACCACUUCUUAUAACCACGACAUCCGAGGAGGGACUAUAUCCAGCUGCAAUUUUCCAAUCAAAUGCAACUCUGCUACCAGAAUUGGAAGCCAGGUGGACAGAACUAUCGUCAAUUAUCUUCAACUACUAUGAUACAUUACCUAAACGUCGCCGAGAUGACGUGGCUUCGAAAAUUAAGGAUUUCUAUUUAAACAAUCGAGCUGUUAAUCAAGAAACAUACCAACAAUUAGUAAAGGCGUUAACCGAUCGUAACUUCUACGUAGAUAUAGGAGAAUUCACGCGAUUAUUUGUCUUAAAAAGUACUCAGAAAGCUUACAUGUACCGAUACAGCUUUCGAGGUGAAAAAAGCCUUUCCGACAUGAUUGGAAAAACUAAUGUCAAUUACGGUGCGAGCCACUCGGAUGAUCUAUUUCGUAUAUUUGUUCUGCCAAACUUUGAUCUUAAUAGGUCCGACGAUAUCGAAAUAAUACAGACAUUAAUUAAAAUUAUUUAUUCGUUUUCAACGACUGGAGUGCCUACUGUAGAUAACUCCCAAUGGAACCCAGUCACUCCAGGACCAGAAAUUAAUCUAUUGGAUAUCUUGGCACCUGACAACAUGAAAAUGUCGCAUUAUGCUAAUUUUGGGAACAAGACAUUUUGGGACAGUCUCGGAUUUAAUGAAAACGAACGAAUUUUACGAUAUUAGAAUUAUUAAAUUUUCAACAUCAAGCGAUCUAUUUCUAUUUGAUGCUGAAAUUUAAUUUUAUAAUGCUUCAUUACGUAAUUAAACACCGAAAAUCCUUCAUUAAAACAUUUCAUAUUCUACUUUGUCUAGUAUAAAGCCUGCUUACUGCUAAGUACAGGAUUUAAAACAUUUCUCGUUUUAAAAAAUGUUAUAGUAAGCUUUUUUUUUAAUAAUAAAAAUAAUUUAUUUAUAGCAAGAAUGUGGUACAAAAAUGUGUAAGGUGGUACAAUCAUAAGUUCGCAUAUUCUGCCACACACAAUGGCGCGCAAAUUUGUCUUUAAAGGAAUUUUACAUAAUUAAUGAUAUGAAUUUGUCAACUCUUAUAUUCUUUGUAUCGUACAUAUCAUAUCAUACUUUAUUAAAUGUAUAUCAACUACUAUAGUACAUUUUUUCCAAAAGUAAAACACCAAGUCGCUAUUUAAAGACUCUAGUCGGAAGAUCUUUUAUUUCUUUUGGCAAUUUAUUGUAAACUUUAAUUGCCAUACAAAAGGUGUUUUUCCUAAACAGUUCCAGAUUGAUUUUUGGCACAGCCAAUUUCUCCCCAUGUCUAUUUAUUACUUCGACUUCUAUAUUCGACUUAAAAAUAUGUAUGUUUCUGUGCACGAAUAAGGAUAUUUCUAAAAUAUAAAUACAGGCAAGAUAUAAAAUUUUGAGCUUCUUAAAUAAAAGUACGCAACUAUCAAGACAGUUUGCUCCACAAAUUGCUCUAAUACAUUUCUUUUGAGCCUUAAAUACCCUAUUUACUUCGACUGAAUUUCCCCAAACUAUAAUUCCAUAUCUAAUUAUACAUGAAACAUGCAUGAUAAGCAGCUAAUACCGUUUCAUGUUUAACAGUUUCCCUUAGUCGUUUUAACACAAAAACGAAGCUGUCUAUUUUGUUCUGUAAUUUUUCAAUAUGUGCUUUCCAACUACAAAAUUUAUCUAGCGUAAAACCUAAAAAUACACACUCGUUUAUUAUGUCUAGUUUAUUGCUUUUAUAUUGUACCUAAGUCUAUUUAUGUUUUAAUAUGUCUGAAAAUGGAUUAUGUUAGUUUUAUGGAUUGAAAUGGAUUAUGUCAUGUUUAUUUGUAGAUUAUUUGAAUUCAUCCAGUUGAUGGCGUCGUUAGAGAUUUAAUUAAGUUGUUUUUUAAAUCUUGUUAGUUUUUACUUUUUAUUAUAAGUGUAGUGUCAUCAGCAAAUAGUAUACAGUUUUGGUAUCUGGGAGGUCAUUUAUGUAUGUUAGAAAAUGUAGUGGGGCUAAAAUACUGCCUUGAGGUGUUCCGUAUUAAUUUUUCUUAAAAUUGGAGGUUUCUUGUUCUAGUUUACAAAUCUUGGUAAUUUCCACACAUUGCAUUCUAUUUUCAAGGUAACUUUUCACCCUAUAAGCAUUACCUCUUAUUCCGUAGAAAUCUAAUUUUUUUAAAGUCAUUUCAUGGCAUACAAAGUCAAAAGCCUUUGUCAUAUCUAGAAAGAUGCAACCUAUAAGCAUUUUAUCAUUUAAGCAUUCAGUAAUUUGUUUGACUAGGGAAAAGCACGCAAGGGUGGUAGAUCAAUUUUUCUGAAACCAAAUUGUUCUUUUUUUUAAAUAUCGUAUGAUAAAAGGAAAUUCUCUAUUUUGUUAUACAACUUUUUCGAAAAUUUUAGAUAAUAUAGGAAUUAAAGCUUUUGGUCUAUAAUUA
Molecule: messenger RNA, 3401 nt
Organism: Pieris napi
Lineage: Eukaryota; Metazoa; Arthropoda; Insecta; Lepidoptera; Pieridae
Product: venom carboxylesterase-6-like
Exons: 10
Coding region: 70-1704 (544 amino acids)
Source: RefSeq, a predicted model, not a curated record